GUCUUUGUUUCACCGCCGAAGAGAGUCUGUCAGCUUCAUGACUCAAACUGUUUUACAGAGACAGUCGGUCGUGAAGGGAUUUAUCUGAGGGCUGCAAUGUGGCGCUGUCACUUCAUUCUCUUCCUGACAUGUCUCGCGAACUCUCAUUCUGCAGAUUCCCUUUGUGGCAGCUCUCCAGAGUUCAAGCAUGAUCGAACACAGUCAGUGUCGAGUACGCUUGGUCACAGUGUGGUCCUCACCUGCACGGCCUCCAUGGGUUUGAACGGAACAGAUUUAGAUUGUGAAGACCACCCGGAGUGGAUGAAAGACGGCUUACAGCUCACAAACCUCACAAUUUAUCCUCAAAAUAGUAAAGAAUGGUAUACUGAUGAUGAGGGUCGCAUGGAAAGCAGUGAAUUAACUCUAACCCUGCGAGAUCGGGCUGAUUUUGGAGUGUAUUACUGCAUAGUGAGGAACAGCACAGCACAAUUCACCGUGAAGGAAUAUAAGUCCCCCAGUCACACAGGAGCAGUGGUGGCUUCAGUGGUUAUGUUGGUUGUACUCGCUCUCGCAGCGGUGGUCUAUUCCAAGUGCAGACUCAACUUUAAACUGUGGUAUAAGAAUAUUUACGGAGAGUAUGAGAUCAACGAUGGUAAAAUGUAUGAUGCCUACAUCUCGUAUGUCAACAAUGAGAAUGACAGGAAGUUUGUCAAUUUUAUCCUGAAGCCACAUUUGGAGAACAAGUACAGUCAUAAGCUGUUGCUCAAUGACACAAACAUCCUUCCUGGAGCUGAGCCGUCAGCUGAGCUGCUGAUGAACAUAAGCCGAUGUCGAAGGUUGAUUGUGGUUCUCUCUCAGUCAUACCUGGAGCAGGAGUGGUGCACUACCAAUUUUAGACAGGGUUUGUGGCACCUGAUCGAGCUGUCAAGGAAGCCCAUUUUCAUUAUAUUUCAGUCCCAGCAGAAGCAAAUAAGCCAGGACAUCAGUCAGCAGCUGAGACAACACCAGCCUUGUAUCACUAUGAUCACCUGGGGCGCACAUUCCAUGACUCCUUCUUCAGGGUUCUGGAAGGAACUUGCACUGGUAAUGCCACGUAAGGUUACGUUUCACAGGGAAUCUGCAGGUGAUCCACAGACUUUGUUACAGGGUGAUAAAGCUCCCAUGCUCACCCAGCAGCCUGAUUACCUGGACUGCAGACUGGACCCCGAUCCGGCAGGAGACCUGGGUUUGCGUUUGCCCAUCUACAAGACCCUUCCCACCAAAGCUCCGGUGCUUCCUGCGGCUCCUGGCCCGACAGGUGAAGCAAAACCUUCAGAGAUAGAUGUGUCUGACCUUGGUUUGAGGAACUACUCUGCCCGCAGAGACUUUUACUGCCUGGUCACGGAUGAUGAUUUAUGAGACACACUCCUGUUCCUUCAUGCACUUUAAAGUCACUUCCCCCCAAUGAUUUCUUGUUACUGACACUUGUUGCUGCGUCCAAAAUUGCCUACUAUUCAGUAUGUUCUGCAUUUGAUUUUAAAUAUACUACUCAACCGUUAGAAAAGUAUGUUGCAUACAGUAUGAAUGUGAGCGGUAUGAAUGGAACUCGGAUGUACUACGUGUCCACCCUUUUGUGAUCAUCAAAUGACCUACUCGCGUUAGUUCGCUUGUCUCCCAUCAAAGAGCUUAAAUCACCAAGAGGUUACCCUCAAUAGAACGUUCCAUUGCAACAGCAGCGCCCAGCAACAGCCAGGCGAUUCCGGCAUUUUGGAAUGAAAGCGAUCGGCUGUCCAUUGGAUCUUAUUGCAACCAGCUGCUUUGUUUAUUUAUUUAUUCAUUUCAAAGAGCAUUAUAGCCGAGAUACAACCUGGAAGACGACAAUACAACACUUACUAUCACAAUCAUCAGCACUUUUAAUAGUUUAUUUUACAGACUUAUAAUACGCUGUUGUUCUAUUGGAAUUUUCAUUCAAAAAUGGCUGCCGCGGCAUCUUGUGGCUGUUUCCCAAAUUGCACUAGUGUCGCCUCUUGGUGAUUCUAUGCUCUUUGCUCCCAUUCAUGAAUUCUAUCUCAGGGAAUCAUGGGAUAGCAUAGCGUCCAUCUGAUGUGUUCUUCAGAAUCUCGCCGGAAAUAGUAGAUCAUCUUUUGUUUUUCGAAUUCUGAAAAUUCGGACAUACUACUCAGCUCGCAUACUGUUUUUAGCGCACUACAUAGUAUGGAAGUAUGCGAUUUUGGACACAGCCUUACAUUUAGUUACUUUAUCUACACCUAUACAAUUUUACAUGCACACUUUUUAGGCUUUAAUGCAAAUGGUUUAAUAGCAUUUCAUGUACAGUUAUAUGGAGUAUUCACUGUAUACUUUAGUAAAUUAGAUUUUUGUUUUUUUGGGGUGUGAUCUAUGCCAAUUUGUUUUUAACAGAUUUUUUUACUAUUACAUAAACAAAAAAAAGUAUAAAAAAUAUGUUACAUCAAAACAAAAAUAUAUGCUGAAAUAGAUGGUAGCAUUGUAGUUUUAUAUUAUGCUAGCCUUUGAUGUUUUAGUCUAUAUCUUAGUGGAUUUACUGUCAUCUCAGAUGAGUGAAAGUUUUUGCAGGGUUAACCAGUCAAACAAAACGAGAAGAACAACAUAAAGACACAAUGAAAUAGUUAAAGGUGUCCAUAAAUCCAGCUAAGACUGUGUCUUGUGUACAGAUCAGAGGACAGGCAGAAAUUUCAGAUGAGCAGGUAAAAACUAAAAAUAUCUAAUAGGAAAGAAUUAUUAAUAUGGUUAUGUCAUUUACUGUUUGGAAUCCCAGUAAACAUGUUGAGCCUCG
Danio rerio (zebrafish) is the source of this 2770-nucleotide messenger RNA. RefSeq names its product single immunoglobulin and toll-interleukin 1 receptor (TIR) domain (gene sigirr). The record is from RefSeq and is marked provisional. Gene Ontology annotation, biological process: signal transduction. NCBI's taxonomy places the organism in Eukaryota, Metazoa, Chordata, Actinopteri, Cypriniformes, Danionidae.